Molecule: messenger RNA, 5095 nt
Organism: Xyrichtys novacula (pearly razorfish)
Lineage: Eukaryota; Metazoa; Chordata; Actinopteri; Labriformes; Labridae
Source: the annotation of a GenBank genome assembly
CAGAGAGACAGGAGAGGAGUCAAGAUCUAGAAACAAAGAACAAGCUGGAUCAAAACUGACUAUGUGGAUUUACUAACGAGCCUAAGGAGGAUUGUGUCUGCCUCUUUUUGUCACAUGCACUUUCAUUAGUUGGAGGAAACAGUCAGAGUGUUGUUACCCAGUAUCUAAGUGGCUGGUGAAUCCCGGACAAUGAAACUUAGUGUGGCGUUGUUUUUUGCGGGGCUCUUCGGGGCUCUUGCAGCUGUCUUCAUUCUGCUCUCCUUUGGAACCGAUUAUUGGCUCUUGGCUUCAGAGAGCUGCAACCCAAACCCUGAAGAAAGUGUUGGUCCAGGCGGAGUGACCAUAGAGGUGGGUGUAGCAGGCUGAGGUGAUGGCAGCUUGUGUCUUAUCUCCUAGUUGGGUGUUGUGUAAGUGUGAUUUAAGUUUUAAAAAUUACUUAAUGUAUAUAUGGAUAUGGUCAGCUGAUCUUACAUGGCCAUUACAGACAUAAACAGAAUUUAAGCUUUAAAUGGUAAAUUAUGAAUGUUCACUGCAUUCCCUCAUGAAGAAUACUUAAAUGCCAGAUGGUGGACCUUUAAAUUUUUAUGGUAUUAUGAAAAAAGAAGAAUGUUGUUUAUUUUAAUUAAGCUCAAUGUCCUUUUUCAACUAUAACUGAAAGACAGCUAAACAUAUGGGGUGUUCCAGUACGAGUAAAAAAAUUCCCAAUGAAAACAACCAGAUGUAUAUCAUCUGUCCUUUCAUACUGUUCUGAACCAAGACAUACAGCACUGCACAUAUAUCAAAUUGCACUAAAUGUAGCAUAUCAUACUGUAUUGAAUCAUAUCAAAUUACAUUGUAUCAUAUCAUAUCAUACUUUAUCACACCACACCUCACUUCACCACCCCACUCUGCACAGCACCAUACCACACCUUACAACACCACAUUAUGCUAUUUUUUACCCAUAAUUGGGUAUAACCAUCUCAUAUCGUAUUGUAUCGUUUCAUAUCGUAUCAUAACAUAUUGUAUCGUAUUGUAUCAUAUCAUAUUGUAUCGUAUCGUAUUCUAUCAUAUUGUAUGCUUAUGUAUUGGUCCAUGUUAUAUAGUGUGACUGUAUGGUAUAGUAUUUAUUAUUGCCUGUCCAAUUGUAGCAUUAUUUACAUUACUGUUAAUUGAAACCUUUGUGUCAUAUUGCAUAGACAUGCAUCCUUCCAUAUUGACUGCAACUGACUAUAUUGUUCGUCUCAAACUGCAUUGUAUCAAAUCAAAUCACAUCAAAUUAUAUAGAAAUAUUGAAUAACUGAAUUGUUUCAUCUUGUAUCAUAGCUAAAAAUAUAUACUGAAGAAUUCUAUUAUGUCUCAAGAGUAUUUGACCAAAGAUCAAUAACCCUGGUAUUUGGGAUGUGUAUGGUACUUGAACAUUAAACAGUAUACAGUCAAUGAGAGCUCAGCUCCCUGAUAUAAGAUACUUUAAAUACCUGUCUGUAGAAUAAAUAUCAAAGUCUCCUCUUUUAUUUUGAAAACUUCUCCAAUGUUUCUCUCAGUGGAUUUACUGCAGGGUGGAGAGGCAUCCUUGCAGCAGGACAUCUUCAUGUAAUCAGACACUGUUUAAUGUUGUGCGUGUGUGUCUGUUAGUGUGUGUUCAGCUAUUCAGUAGUUGAGACAUAGUGUGUACAACGUGCCUCUAUGAUAGAAAUACAAAUACCAGCAGAGGUAUGUUGCUAUAUUGAAUAUCACCGACUAGAACAUACUUAGCUUUUCAUAGUGGGCACAGAUACUGGAAUCAACACAUGAUAUCACCAUAAUAAAACCAAAGUAGUAGCACUUACAGUAAAGCUAUUUCUGAUGUUCCUUUUUUGAGCAAUAAUAUGAUCAAUAAUGGAACAUAAUGGGCACUUGCACCAUAGCAAGAUGAAAAUGAGAAAUACAGCCUGAUUGGAUAAUUACAUUUAAGUGUCCACCCUCUUCAUGACUUACACCAUUCAUCAAUAUGGUCAGAUAUAAGUGACAUUACACUGUUUAGCACCCUCAAACUGCACGUUCACACGGCACCAAACCGAACCUACGUGAGGUUGGAGGUGCUUGCUCAGCUGAACCCUUGACCUAUAUUAGCAGCUGCUCUGUGUCACCGGUGUAACUCACAGUACACCUGGCUUCCAUGACCAUCAGGCUUCCCCUUCUCUUUUUGAAACUCUUCCAGAAUGAAAUAAUAUCAGAAGUUUUUUUUUCUUUUUCUUCUAUCAGCGUGGAGAUGUGGUGUUGCAGGAUGCAGCCAGUGAAACCAGUGACGUCGUUCUGUACCAUGAAGGGUUUUUCUGGAAGUGUUCGUUUGGAGGCAGCGAGGACGAUAAUGACCUGCUGUGGAAGCUCUGGUUCAGUAAGUCACAAAGACGCUUUUAUUUUGGCUUCACACCUUUAUCACUUUAACUUUUUUACUGAAAUAAUCACUGGAAGUGCAACUUAUCUUUUCAUUUUAAGGCGUGUAUAACUUUAUUUUUGUGUGUUCAAGAAAACAUGAUAUGAACAAACAAAAGUAACUCUUCCUUUUGCAAUAAACUAUAGCAGCACCGAAAUAAGAAAAUGGCCUUUGCAUGCAACAACAUGGCUAUGCCAUAUAGUGGCAUUUGUAAGUAGUUCUGCAGUGGCCAAUGGUUUGCCACCAGGUGAUAAGCAAUGUAAUGGCAUCACCACGCUGCGGUUUGGUCCUCCUUAUUCCUCUGACUAGAAAAUGCAGCUCUAGCAAAAGCUAAAUACUUUCAUGUUAUUAGUGAGGCUAAACUAAACUUUUGACCUAAGAGAAACCCAUACUGUGCAUUCCUGUGUUUCCUUUGCGAUGAGGCAUUUAAGUUGCAAAUAAAAACCAUUGCAUGCUGCUGGUCCCCCAGUUACAUACUGGUGGCCAAACUCACAUAUCGCAGAACUACCAGGAUGUGCAACAGCACUAUUGUCGUAUGGCCAGUGAAUCAUGAGAAAACACCUAAAACUCUAGUCACAGACAUCUACAUGAUAAAGUAUUGUUGUAUAAAAUAAACUCAGCACCAUGCGUCUGUCAAUGAAUCUCAUAUGACGUCAUGUUGGUAGAAACCCUCACAUGUGACUGUUAGGAGGCAGAGCCAUGUGAUGUUAUUUUGGUCGUCUGUCAGGUGAUCGUGUGUCAUCUAUUUUCUGAAGGGGACUCUGAAUGGUGGUUCAUUGUCAGAAACAGCCUCCGGCACUAAAAGGACCUUGUGAGGGUCUGUUGAAUUCCGCAUGCUGGAGGAGAAAAGAGCAGCAAACCACAACCAUAAAAUAAUGAGAAGAAAAAUCCAUUAUAGAUUAACAAAUUCAGAUUUGAAACUCAGAAACCCAAAAACAAUCAACUAAUCAUAAAGAACAGACGUGCCUUUUCUUUGCUGUUUCUGAAGUUUCUUUUUUGUGUUGCACUGAGAUUGACAUGCUACUUUUUUGUUCAUAUUCUCAAAUUUCAAAAUGCGUUAGUUUACUUAUAACUUCAUGUUUUGGAUUCUCUUGUUGUGUUAAUUUAUUCUUUCUUUCUUCAGCAAAUCAGCCCCACUCGAAAGUGUGCAUGCACGCCUACCUCUUCCCCUUCCCUGUGUCUCAACAAACCCACAAUGCAACAGAGUACGACUCUGCCAUAAGUAAGCAUCUAUUUUUCUAAUCUAUUAAAAGGUGUCUUUUUUAUCAGAGUUUUUAAAAUUCUUUUAUUGUUUGCUGUCUGUAUAUCCGGUUAGCUAAUAUAUGUGCGUCUUUAGUCUAUAGAGGCUUCUGGAGCAUCUUCAUGCUGAUCGGUGUGGCGGCUGUGGUUCUUGGUGGGUUCUUUAUCAUCUGUGCUGCUCCGUUCUCCAGUCACCGUCUGUAUAAAGCAGGAGGAGGCCUCUUCCUGAUAGCAGGUGAGGAUUUGAUAUGCCUUAAUCCUGUGCUGAUGAGUUAACAUUACUAAAAACUUGGGAGUCUGGUACCGUACUUUAGUAAUUCAACUCUUUUUGCUCCCUUACACUUGGAGAACAAAAUAAACAAAGGAUGCUUUGCCCACAGGAAGCGCCAAAAUUGAUGCAACUUUAAAGUUCCUCAAAGGAGCAUCUGGCAUCUGAUCUUAAAAAGGGUUUUUUUGUUAUGAGUUGGUUAAAUCAAGGAUUUGUUUGACAGAAAUACACAAAUACACAAACACAAACCAAGCUAAAACUAAAAACUGCAUGUUAACUGUGUGAUUGACUGUAAAUUAAAACAAUCACCAGUGAGAGUGUUGGGAAAACUAAUGAGGUGAGAAUGUGGCUGGGUGGCAUUACUCUUGGGUGGCUCUGGCCAUCACACACACCAUCAGAUUUACUUGGACAAAUGUUCAGUAGUGCUCAAGACCCCCUUGGUUGAAAAAUUAAAGAACAUAAUUCAAAGUAUAAAUCAAAUAAAUAUAGUAUCCCAAAUAAAGCUGUAAUGUAAUGUAAUAAUUUGACUCAUAAAGGCUGUUUCUCCACUUGUUUUCAAGCACAAUAUGUUCUUUAUACUUUUAUCAUUUUCCUAAUGCAAGUCUUUUACUUUGAAAAACUUUUAAAAAUGUUAAACUAUCAUGUUUGGACCUUCUUAGUGUAUGUAAAUGUCUUUGACUCAUCAGUAUCUCGUCUCUGUCUCUUUUUGCUCCAGCUCUGUUCCUGCUUUGUGUGGUGGUGAUGUACGUCCUGUGGCUGCAGGUCUUAGAUGUUGUGGACCUCUACAUAGACCACCAGCGUGCGACAGUGUGUCCAAACUUCCAGCUGUCCCUCCACUACGGUCUAUCCUUCAUGUUCGCUCCUGUUGGCAUCUUCUUCUGCCUUCUGGCCGGCCUCCUCUUCCUCCUUAUAGGCCGAACCAUCCGAAUUCACUACCAAUAACUUUAACUAGGUUGGAGGAACAGUGGGUGGAGGACGUGGAUGAUCUCUAUUGUGUUUUGUUUGAUCACUGUGAUGUUGAUAUUUUCCUCUAAAAGCAUAGCUGUGGUGAUUUUGUAUGAACAUUUUGUUGCAGGAAUCAAACUGUUUUGUUUUUGUCAAUAUAGAAAUGAGGGAUUUUCAGCAAAUCUACAAGAUAAAACCCUGUGGUGCCUAUCACUUUAGUCUGAAUCUUGUGUGUUUAUGGUUUUGAGGGC